Cylindrotheca closterium is the source of this 1161-nucleotide messenger RNA. The record is from the annotation of a GenBank genome assembly. NCBI's taxonomy places the organism in Eukaryota, Bacillariophyta, Bacillariophyceae, Bacillariales, Bacillariaceae.
AUGCUGGAUCUUCAGACGAACUAUUACAGGGAAGUGGAUUAUUAUCCAAAGACGGUCAGCAAAGCACAAGAUAUGUUGAAGAUUCACAUGGAUGUGAUUAAAAAUCCGGGAGUGAACCUGUACCAAGGAAAAGACCAACCUAAUAAAGACAGACUGUUACCAAAGAUCCAAUGGAAGAAUCAGGAUCAACAUGUCAACUAUGGGAAGAAGCUCAAUCUUAUUCAGAUUGGAGCAACUGUCCCAGCUACAGUUCCAGCUAUAGUUCCUGGAACUGUAGCAUCCACAAGUGGAGCAUCAAUUGUUGCGGGAAGCGUUAUCACACCUUUGCGACUUGCUGGUACUACAGGUAAUCAAAUGAUGCAAGUUCCUUCUGGAAUGCAGCUCAUGCAGAUUCCAACUCAAGGUGGCGGCACUGUGACUGUCCCUUAUUCUAUGUCUAUUGGCUAUUGCGAUAUGUCAAAUGUCUUCCACGAUGCUAUCAAGGGAAAGGAUGAGAAUGGCAAUGACAUCUAUCUUAUUCCAUGUCCUGCUGGUACGACAAAUGUCGAACUUCAAGCCGACUGGCACUAUGCUAGUGAAGAUGAAGAUUUGCCUGAUUUUGCUACUGAAGCAGAUCGAGGUCUGCAGUUUAUUCAAAGCCGCAGAAAGGAAAGAGAUCCGUUUGGGUUGUACGCUCAUGUCAUCAUGGACAGUGGUUGUACAAACACCACCAUUUGUCAUGGUGAGCUUAUGCAUGGACUCCGUCAUGCUGAGAAAGAACUUGACAUGCACACUAACGUGGGUAGCAGAGUUCUCGACAAAGAAGGUUUUCUAGGAAGAUUUCCACCUCCAGUCUAUCACGAUGAAGAUGGAAUCGCCAAUGUACUUGCUAUGCGCGAGAUGAUUGCUGCGGGAUACCGCAUUACUAUGGAUACUGAUGCUGACAAUGCUUUUAUUCUGCAUUGUGAUGGAAACAGAAAGAUGCGAUUUGUGAAUGGUAAGGGUGUGUAUGUGUUGGAGCAACUUGGAGCAAAUGUCGAACCAGGUGCCAAAGAGACAAGUGCGAUGUACUGUCGCCAGUUAAGCAACUUAAAUAAUCAACCCCAUUUCAAACUUUCUUCAAACAAACAGAAUGGAUAUGCUGGACUUGAGAUGACCUCCAAGAUGGCAACUGUUCAAUAG